CACGUCACUUUACGUCUGAACAACCUAGCAACUUCUAUUUUUCAACCAAUGCCAAAUCAUGGGCAAAUGGUUAUUUUGAAUAUAAAUUGUUAUUUUUCGUAAACCCAGGUGGUGUAGGAUAUGAUGGAACACAUGGAAGUUUAGCGACCAGACUCUGAAAUGGAACAGGAGCUCCACAUUUAACAGGAACCGAAGUAGCAACAGGAGGUUGAGCUGAGCGAACAUGGCGAGCCGCAGCAGGUCGCUAGCUGCCAACUAAACGUCAGACAAAACGAAGACGGAAGGGCGAUUCUUGGGAGACUUCAGCAUAUUUUUAUUUUAUAUGGAUAGCUGGGGCUGACCAGGACUGUAGGCCUCCCCCACUGAAGCCGCAUGGCGUCCACUCAAGCCCGGAUAGGCCAGCAGGCCUUAGCGGUGCUGGACGUGGCUCUGCGAGUUCCCUGUAUUUUUAUUAUCGACGCCAUUUUUAACUCUUAUUACGACCCCGGGUCAGGAUGGGCCGGAACAAUGGGAAAAGUGUUGGUCAGAGUUAUGGGUGUCCUCAUCUCCACUGUGGUGCUGCUGCUCUCCCAGAAAGCCUUGUUCAAGUUCUACACCCUGUUCUUUGCUGUCCUCCUCGGCAUGGUGGUAGUCCUCAUAAAUUACUACGCCACCUCACACAUAGACUUCUACAGCGCCUACUACAAAGCAGCACUGGGGUUCAGAUUACUGCCCAGAAACGGGCCGACAUUGUGGCUUGGCAUGGCUGCUGUCCAGCUCAUCUUUGGCGUAGGCUACGUGUUUCUUCUCAAUCUCCAGUCUGUGUUUGCCGCGCUGGUGGUUUUAGACAUCAUGAUCCCCCUGUGGGGGAUGAUGAUAGAGCUUCCUGCAGACGUCAGGCAGAUGGUGGCUGUUUUCUCAGGUCUGGCGCUGGCUCUCAACACGGCCAUUUGUUUGGCCAUGAGGCUCAAAUGGUUCUACUACUCGUGCCGGUAUGUCUACCUGCUAGUGCGCCACAUGUACAGGAUCUAUGGACUUCAGUUGCUGCUAGAGGACACGUGGAAAAGAAUCAGAUUCCCUGAUGUCCUGCGGGUGUUCUGGCUGACCCGGAUCACUGCCCAGGCACUCAUACUGGUCUAUGUGGUGCGGGCGGUUAGACGAGAGAGUGGGGAUGCCACGGGAGGUUCAACAGACGGGAGCUCUGAUGCACAGGGUUACCUGCUGAGCUGGGAUGUGUUCUGGGAUCUGACAAGUAACCUGAUCAUUUCUGGCUGUGAUUCCACUCUCACUGUGUUGGGCAUGAGUGCCGUCAUCUCCUCUGUGGCACACUACCUCGGCCUCAGCAUCCUGGCUUUCAUAGGUUCUACAGAGGAGGAGGACAAGCGUCUAGGCUUCGUGGCUCCUGUUCUAUUCUUCAUCCUGGCUCUGCAGACUGGCCUCAGCAGCCUGGACCCAGAGGAACGUUUGGUCCGUCUGAGCCGAAACAUGUGCCUUCUGCUGACGGCCAUUUUGCACUUUAUUCAUGGCAUGACCGACCCCGUCCUGAUGUCCCUCAGCGCCUCCCACGUCUCCUCAUUUCGCCGCCACUUCCCCGUCCUGCUGGUGUCUCUGGCACUGUUCGUGCUGCCCGUGGUGCUCAGCUACGCCCUCUGGCAUCACUACGCCCUCAACACCUGGCUCUUCGCCGUCACUGCUUUCUGCGUCGAGCUCUGCCUCAAGGUGGUGGUGUCCCUGACGGUCUAUGGCCUCUUCAUGGUUGAUGGAUUCUCCAACGUUCUGUGGGAGAAGCUGGACGACUACGUUUAUUAUGUCCGCUCCACAGGCAACAUCAUCGAGUUCCUGUUUGGCGUAAUUAUGUUCGGAAAUGGCGCUUACACGAUGAUGUUUGAGUCAGGGAGCAAGAUCCGGGCUUGCAUGAUGUGCCUGCACGCCUACUUCAACAUCUACCUGCAGGCCAAGAACGGCUGGAAGACCUUCAUCAACCGCCGCACUGCCGUCAAAAAGAUCAACUCCCUGCCAGAGGUGCGCGGCGAACAGCUGAGGGACAUUGAGGAUGUUUGCGCCAUCUGUUACCAGGAGUUCACCAUCUCAGCCCGCAUCACGCCAUGCCACCACUACUUCCAUGCACUGUGUCUGAGGAAGUGGCUCUACAUCCAGGACACGUGCCCCAUGUGCCACCAGAGAGUUUACGUGGAGGACGACAGCCGAGACAGAGCGGCCUUUUCCAACAACAACGGGGGCUACGCAGCGCCGCAGGACGCCGCUGCCGCAGGCCCACUUGCACCGGGGGAAAACCAGCACGGACAGCCGGUCGCUGAGCUGCUGGCCAAUGGAGCGGCGGUCGGUGGGCACGCCACAGGAGGAGCAGCGGAGCUCGACAACGAGCUGCUGGAGGACAACGACAGCAUAGAAUAUGAUGAAGAUGAGUGGGGGACUCAGAACGGCAGCACGCCGAUAGAAGAAGACUAUAUCAAUGAUGACACGGACUCCACGGAGGACUGACCAUGAGAUUUUUAGAAAAAUAUACAUAUAUCUUUAUUAUAUUUAAGUUAAAAAUAAUUAUUAAACACAACUUCAGCAUCUUAAUUUGUUCUUGAAAGAUGUCAGGGAUGUCAUUCUUUUUUGUUAGUUUCUUUUUGAUUUGGAGUUCUACUCUACAAGGGCUUGUUGAAAGAGUAAUAGCUGCUCUCGCUCUGUGUGUGUCGAGUGUAAGUGUGUGCCUGGGGCUGCGUGAUGUAGACCAAAUACUCAAAUUACUCUUUUAAAAAAAAAAAAAAAAGAAAGAAAGAAAUGCCCAUCCACAAA
This is a messenger RNA of Melanotaenia boesemani (Boeseman's rainbowfish), 2784 nucleotides long. RefSeq names its product ring finger protein 139 (gene rnf139). Gene Ontology annotation, molecular function: ubiquitin protein ligase activity. Gene Ontology annotation, biological process: ERAD pathway. Gene Ontology annotation, cellular component: endoplasmic reticulum; endomembrane system. The coding region runs from base 373 to 2481 and encodes 702 amino acids. The record is from RefSeq and is a predicted model, not a curated record. NCBI's taxonomy places the organism in Eukaryota, Metazoa, Chordata, Actinopteri, Atheriniformes, Melanotaeniidae. The transcript is spliced from 6 exons.